CACAACCCCCUCACGUCAUAUCCAACGGACCGAUAUCAUGUCGUCCGGCUGAAGAAAGAGCUAAGAGCUAGCAAGGAAGCAAACUGUUAAAUGAUCCUCACGAAGUUGAAAGGCGGAGAUGUCGCUGAGGUCCAACUCUCAGACCGCCCAGUCUAACAGCCACAGUUGCCGCUGAAGUUUUUUAACGUCGGCCCGGGAGGACAGGAGCAGGGACUAGAAGAUAUGGGCAACUGUCUCAAGUCUCCGACAUCAGACGACAUCUCUCUGCUUCAUGAAUCUCAGUCAGACAGGGCGAGUUUCGGUGACGGGACGGAUCCGGACCUGGAGCCACCUCCGCCGUACCAGGAGCAGGCUCACAUGCCCAUGUACCAUCCCACGCCUAGUCAGGCCCGUCUGGCCACCCAGCUGACAGAGGAGGAGCAGAUCCGCAUAGCUCAGCGCAUCGGCCUCAUCCAGCACCUCCCUAAGGGCGUUUAUGAUGGAGGGCACGACGGCUCUGAGAAAAAGAUCAGAGAGUGCGUGAUCUGCAUGCUGGACUUUGUAUACGGGGACCCCAUCCGGUUCCUGCCGUGUAUGCACAUCUACCACAUGGACUGUAUAGACGACUGGCUGAUGAGAUCCUUCACCUGCCCCUCCUGCAUGGAGCCUGUGGAUGCUGCCCUGCUCUCCACUUACGAGACCAACUGAUUCUACGCCCCUCUUCCCCCACACUUAGAUCAAACACGGCCCCUCCAGCCCCAAGCCCACACACAAACUGUACAACUGCCCUCCUAUAGAGUGUGGGGAGCUAAAAAAAAAAAAAAUAGGUUGGCUGUUGUCUUGCACUUUGAAAAUUUCAAAAAUUUACUCACCUAACGUUGGCCUUCCCUGCCCCCAGGUCUAAAUAAGCUGGUCUUAAACAUUAACUACACAAGUCAGUGAGAAACUAUUUCCAAUCGAUCCUGCAUGAUUGUGUUUGUCAUGCCAAAGCUGCAUCCAUGGUUGACGGGAAGCACGUGGGAUUUUUGUGUGUGUAUGUGUAUGUGUAUGUGUACGUGUAUGUGUAUGUGUACGUGUACGUGUAUGUGUGUAUGAGCUGUUUGGGCUGUUUGAUGACUGUGCAUUUCCACGAGCCGGUCUCAGUGGUGUUUCUCCCCAGCUGACCCCAGGUCACCUACAUUCCCAGUUAGUCAUGAUUUAAAUGGAUGAGUAGGUUAACAAAUUAGUGACCAAAAUGCUAAGAGGUGUUGCUAGAAAUCAUUUGGAUUAAAUUGGAGGUUUUCUGUGGCAACAGUGAGUUAAGGCUUCCUCAACAUAUUGAUCUCCUAAACAUGCUCUCACAUUAAAAUGGCCCUACACUAUCGAGAUGUGGGAAUACACAGCUGAAGAAGAAAUUGCUCUCCUGUUAGUCAGGAAAAAAAAAAAAAUAAAAUAAUGAUAAUAAUGCACUACACACAGAAAUAACCCAAAGUUUAUAAUACUUAAUAGAUCAAGACUACUCCAGACAGCCAGACUUUAAAAAAAUGCCUUGAGUUGAAGGGAAAAAUGAUGAUGCGUAAUGUGAAUGUGUAAAGUGUGUAAAGUAGCUGGCAGCCAAUGUAAAGGGCUCAUUUGUGCAUGGGCAGGUGGAUCAGUUGGUCAAAAAUUAGAAAUGCUUGCACACACUUUUCAUCUGAUCCAGAGAUUUGCACUUUACUUAUAGGACAGUAUCUAGAACAAUAUAUUAAUAUAUGUACCUUAUAACCUUGCACUAUCAUUACUUCAUUCCUUUAUUUCCUGAGAUGCAAAAGUUACAUAGCUGAUGAUAAAGAGAUUUUCAAACCUGUCAGUAGUCACUUACCACGUUGAAGUAAGCCUGAAGAUGUAUUUCAUAAAAUCCGUGAUUCAGUA
Messenger RNA from Xiphias gladius (swordfish), 1869 nucleotides. RefSeq names its product RING finger protein 11-like. Bases 223 to 687 code for a protein of 154 amino acids. The transcript is spliced from 4 exons. The record is from RefSeq and is a predicted model, not a curated record. Lineage: Eukaryota; Metazoa; Chordata; Actinopteri; Istiophoriformes; Xiphiidae.